UCCAGCCAGUGCUGUAGUCUCUCUCGCGCAGAUGCUGCCGCUGGGUCAGUGUUGUGCCGUUUAUUAAUAAUAACAGAGUCCAACAGCGCGCGAUGAACCAAACUAUAGGAUAACCCCGCUUCAACUAUCGACCAAAAACAAACAAACCGCCUUUUAUCCACUUUUUUAUUGGUCUAUUUCGUACAGGUCCCAUUGUCUCGUUCACCCCGCAGGCGGACAGUCCCUGGCUCUACUCGGGCCACCUCAUUGCGCGCAUCCACCGGCUUUGCUGUGACCACGGAUCGGAUCCUUCUGGUGCAUUGAUGGACCUAGCUUUGUGGUGUGGUAACGGGUGCUACUGUAGUGAAGGAAUUUUCCUGUCGUGUGACAUGCCGUCCACCAACGACCUGCCCUUCUACAUGGUCAUCUUUGGGACAGGCAUCGUUAUCUUCCUCCUGAGUAUCAUGUUCUGCUGUUACUCCAUCAGCAAACUACGACACCAAGCCCAGAGUGAGCGGUUUGGAUACAGAGAGGUGAUUUUAAAAGGAGAUCCAAAAAAGUUGAAUCUUCAUGGGCAGACGUGUGCCGUGUGUCUGGAGGACUUCAAAAUGAAGGACGACCUGGGAGUGUUGCCAUGCCAACAUGCUUUCCACAGGAAGUGUCUGGUGAAGUGGCUGGAGGUACGCUGCGUCUGCCCCAUGUGCAACAAACCCAUAACUGCCCCCGUUGAGCAGCCAAACAUUCUAAUGGGUCUUCUGAUUGAACCGGUGUAGUUUCUCAAGCACCGCCGGCCCGGGUGGGACCCCCCCCCCUCCCCCCUCCCCCCCCUGGCCAAACCAGCUGAUAAAGGGAAAACGACCAACAGGAAGAGGGACACUGUUUUUGGGCUACGAAAAACUCAAAAGCGAAAGCACCGACAUGAUGGUAGUAAGUUGGGGCAACAUAGAUACUACCCGAAGAAUGAAUCUGAAGGAUGCUGUUGCCCAGCAACCGUUUCUAGAGUGGCAAAAGGACACCUUGCGGUGUCUGAGAGAUUAUUGCAGUACACUACACAUCCCCGCUCUGUAACAUUGUUGCCUCAAGUCAGGUCAACGGCACCACUGGAGAAGGGUUUUUACGUUUUCACAACAAUGUGGACAAGUGGUUGUUGAUGUUUGACACUGAUCUCCUCCAAGCAUGUGCGAGCGUUAUGUUCACGGAUAUUAAAUAAUGUAAUGUAUCGGCUAGGGCUAAAGAUACCACUAAGAUAUUUCAACAUCCCAGAACGAGCACGAGGACACAUGGACAGUUGAAACUUUUUUUUAUUUUGAAUGUCACACUGCUUUAAAAUAUGAUGGGAAACAUGGAUUCAGGCAUCAUGAGUGAGAUUUAGAUUAAUCAUAUUACCUAAAAGGAGCACCUACAGCCGUUGUCCUUGUGUAACAAACUAAUAUAGAGUCUGAACAAUACAUUCUUUGCUUAUAUGUGCAACUGACACGUCCUGCCUUUCACUGUAACAGUUUGGUUCUGUGUUGAUAUAAAUUGCACUUUAAAUUCACACACAUAACUAUAAUAGUAAGAGUCUUGAAGGCAGCAUUGCAGGUUUCGUGUUUGCAGGUGUGGUGAAGUGUGUGAAGUAUCCGAGAUGCUGCUUCAUCUGAAGACAAGGAGGCAGCAGUUCAGUCACCUCAGAGUUGUGAAUUCACCACAGAAUCUCACCUCCAUCCAUUUCUGUGGCAUUAUUGCUGAGAUUCAGUCUUUACAUGCAUUCCACGUUGUAGUUCUUUCUGUUUUUGUGAUUCAUAGCUCAUCCUAAAGCAAAACACUGCCUACAAUUGAGCACAAAACUCGCGAAGCACAUUGUCCAGACACAGACGGCACCGUGUAAUUAAAAGCCAAACGCACACGUGAGUGCUGUCAAAUUCACAUGCCAAGAAAAGGAAACGUCUGAGAGAUUUGUUCGCUUUGAUUCUGGCCACAUUUCAUAUUUUGUAAUUGAAACAAAUGUAAAUAACUCAAAACAAUAAUAAAUGCGGUUGUCUGUUUUGUUCAGCUUCUCUUGUUUAUCGCUUGUCAUGUGUCUGGCACCAUCAUCAGGUGAAAUGUUGCACGAAAAUGUAUUAAAUGAUUCAGUGUGGUUCACUGCCUCUCAGCAUUUCUGACUUUUAACUCUGUUUAAUGUGAGCAGGCAUCAGAAAGAAAUACUGUUCUAAUAGCAGGAACCUUCUGUUCCUUCCGUGCUUUGAUAAGAGUGCUUAAAGAUUACCAAUGGUUCAUCAAAUAUGUGGUUUUUAUUAUCGUUUUGUAUUAAAAACGUCACAAAAAUGU
This is a messenger RNA of Pungitius pungitius (ninespine stickleback), 2286 nucleotides long. It is a transcript of the gene rnf122, whose product is annotated as ring finger protein 122. The transcript has 6 exons. Bases 303 to 752 code for a protein of 149 amino acids. The record is from RefSeq and is a predicted model, not a curated record. NCBI's taxonomy places the organism in Eukaryota, Metazoa, Chordata, Actinopteri, Perciformes, Gasterosteidae.